AUGCGGAGAUACAGCACUUCGGAAGAGGAGUCAGAGAGACGCCACUCAACGGUUCUCUCCCAUGAUACAAUCGAGCAAGCACCGACAGAGAGGUCACAGCUUCUGCCGAAGAAGCAUGAUGACGAUGAUCAAUCAACGAGUCAGGAAGAUGGAGAGGUUAUGGACAUCUUGCCUGAAGAUGCGACUUCCACCAGGAAACUUAUCCUUCACGAGUUUUGGGUACUUUUCAAGGGAUCAAUUCCAGUUGUACUUGCAUACACAUUGCAAAAUUCUCUUCAAACAGUAUCCAUCUUGAUCGUUGGCCAAGCGUCACCCCAAGAUCUCUCGACAGCAGCAUUUUCUUACAUGUUUGCUAUGUGUUCAGCAUGGCUUAUUGGUAUGGGAGGCUCGACUGCCUUGGACACGCUAGCUUCAUCGACAUUCACUAGCGGUGGGAACAAGCACGACGUGGGCAUCUUAUUGCAACGUGGCUUCAUUGUGCUGACUCUAUUCUACAUACCUGUGGCGAUCAUAUGGGUUGCCUCAGAGCCCCUUUUCAGAGCACUAGGCCAGAGCGAACAACUGUCAAGGGACAGUGCCAAGUUCUUGACUUGUUUGAUACCAGGUGGGCUUGGAUAUAUCUACUUCGAGACGAUGAAGAAGUAUCUCCAAGCACAAGAGAUCAUGCGCCCUGGCACUUACAUCUUGUUAAUAACUUCCCCGAUCAGUGCAGCACUGAAUUAUCUGUUCGUAUAUACUGCAGGGUGGGGUAUCUUUGCUGCUCCGAUCGCUACAGGCAUUGGAUAUUGGCUAUCUUUUCUCGGUCUUGUCCUCUACGCGAAAUUUGUCGCUGGAGGUGAAUGCUGGGGUGGCUGGUCUAGAAAGAGUCUCCAAAAUACUGGCAUCUUCGCAAAGCUUGCCGCGUUGGGUUUCCUUCAUGUUGGAACUGAAUGGUGGGCAUUCGAGAUUGUGGCUUUAGCAGCCGGGCGACUGGGUGAAGUUCCGCUCGCCUCACAGAGUGUGAUAAUGACCGCAGACCAAGUCUUGAACACAAUUCCUUUCGGAGUUGGUGUAGCAGUCAGCGCUCGUGUUGGCAAUAUGCUUGGAUCAAGAAAUGCCAAAGGUGCCGCACGGUCCGCGAAUGUGGGUGCAUGGUUGAGUAUCCUCCUGGGCGGCGUGGUGCUAGCUAUUCUUAUGGCGACGAGAAACCACUUUGCGAAAAUCUUCAACGACGACGUGAAGGUAGUUAAACUUACUGCUGAGGUUCUACCAUAUGUUGCAUUGUUCCAGAUUGCCGAUGGUUUAAAUGGCAGCUGUGGCGGAGCAUUACGUGGUAUGGGUCGGCAACACAUUGGAGCAGCUGUCAACCUCAUCAGCUACUACGGCGGUGCACUUCCUCUGGGAGUUUGGCUCGCUUUUCACGGCUGGGGACUCGCUGGUCUCUGGGUUGGACAAUGCAUCGCCUUGUACUUGGUUGGGUUUGGUGAAUGGGUCAUCGUCGCUUGGAGUAACUGGGACUAUCAGGUUGAACAAGCCUUUGCGCGCAUGGAUAAGGAUGAACUUGUUGAGAAUGGCCAAGCGGGUUCUGUUAGUCCAGCUCCCGCUGGUAAUGGGCCACACUAG
Exophiala aquamarina CBS 119918 is the source of this 1602-nucleotide messenger RNA. RefSeq lists its product as uncharacterized. Gene Ontology annotation, cellular component: membrane. Gene Ontology annotation, biological process: xenobiotic detoxification by transmembrane export across the plasma membrane. Bases 1 to 1602 code for a protein of 533 amino acids. Gene Ontology annotation, molecular function: antiporter activity; xenobiotic transmembrane transporter activity. The record is from RefSeq and is a predicted model, not a curated record. NCBI's taxonomy places the organism in Eukaryota, Fungi, Ascomycota, Eurotiomycetes, Chaetothyriales, Herpotrichiellaceae. The transcript is spliced from 3 exons.